AUGCUUCUCGACACCGUCGUCACCGGCCUUUUGCUGGCCGCCAGCGCCGCCGCCAUCCCCAUCGAGAACCCCAUGGAACUCAUCAAGCGCGCCCCGAGCGCCGGCGUCGUGAUCCAAAAGUGCGCCAAGCCCGGCGUCUUCGCCCUCGCCUAUGACGACGGCCCGUACCAGUACACCUCGCAGCUCGUCGACAUCCUCAACAACGGCGGCGCAAAGGCCACCUUCUUCAUGACGGGCACCCUCUACGGCUGCAUCUACAAUCAGCGCGCUGCCGUGAAGAAGGCCUUUGACGCCGGCCACCAAAUUGCCUCCCACACCUGGACGCACCCCUCCAACCUUGCCAGCCUCAGCCAGGCGCAGCUCACAAGCGAGAUGCAGAAGCUCGAGCAGGCCACCGUCAACAUCUUUGGCAAGAAGCCCGCCUACAUGCGUCCGCCGUACCUCGCCACCAGCGGCUCCGUGCUCCCGACCAUGAAGACGCUGGGGUACAAGGUCAUCACCGAGGACGUUGACUCGGGCGACUGGAACGGCCAGACGCCGGCGCAGAGCGAGGCCAAGUUCACGGCCGCCGGCACCAGCGGAAACGGACACAUCCCCCUCAUGCACGAGACCUACUCCACCACGGUGCACACCUUGACGCCGUGGUUGAUCAACUGGGCGAAGCAGAACAACCUGAAGCUGGUCACUGUUGCUGAGUGUCUCGGUGAUGCUAACGGCGCGUACCAGCCAGGCACUUUCACUGGCAAUGGCGCGACGACUUGCUAG
Molecule: messenger RNA, 765 nt
Organism: Colletotrichum orchidophilum
Lineage: Eukaryota; Fungi; Ascomycota; Sordariomycetes; Glomerellales; Glomerellaceae
Product: polysaccharide deacetylase
Exons: 2
Coding region: 1-765 (254 amino acids)
Biological process (GO): carbohydrate metabolic process
Molecular function (GO): hydrolase activity, acting on carbon-nitrogen (but not peptide) bonds
Source: RefSeq, a predicted model, not a curated record